UUUUGAUGGUUCUCUUGAGUUCUGUGCUUAGGUAUUAUAUUUUCUGUUCAGGUCUGGUCUUUUCUUUACAAAUUCUUGGAAUUCUUCUAUUUUGUUGAAUGACCAUACUUCCUCCUGUAAGAAUAUAGUCAGUUUUGCUGGGUAGUUGAUUCUUGGUUAUAGACCUAGUUCCCUUGCUUUCCGGAAUAUCACAUUCCAUGCAUUUUGGUCCUUCAGUGUGGAUGCAGCCAGAUCAUGAGUUAUCCUUACUGUGGUUCCAUGGUAUCUGAAUGACUUCUUCUUGGCACCUUGUAAUAUCUUUUCUUUGGUCUGAUUGUUCUUGAAUUUGGCUAUGACAUUCCUGGGUGUUGUCAGUUGGGGAUCAAGUACAGGAGGUGCUCUGUGGAUACUUUCAAUCUCCACUUUUCCCUCUUGUUCUAGAAUAUUGGGGCAGUUUUCUUGAAUAAUUUCCUGUAGUAUUGUGUCCAGGCUUUUUCUUUUGAUUUUUGAAAUCCAUUUGUGAAUGAGAUGCUUCACAUUUUCCUCAAUUUUUUCAUUCUUUUGGUUUUGUUAUCUAAUGUCUUGCUGCCUUGUGAGGUCACUUAAUUCUAGUUGUUGUAUUCUUGUUCUUAAAGACUGGGUUUCAUUCCUGGUUUUUUGGUCAUCCUUCUCUUUCUGGUUUGAUUUUCUAUGGAGGUCAUAUUUCAUCUUCUUUACCUCAUCUUUUAUCUCCUUUGCCUCAUCUUUCAUCUUCUUUGCCUCAUCUUUCAUCUCCUUUGCCUCAUUUUCCAGCUGGUUGAUUUUGGCUUUCAAGACACUAUUUUCUCAUUUUAGUUGAAGUGCCUCUGUUUCCAGAUGACUUAUCUUAGUUUUUAAGUUCUUUUCCCAAUUGUCUUCAGCCUCUCUUAAUUGUGUUUUGAAUUGCAUUUUGAGUUCUUCCAAAGCCUGUAUCCAAAUUGCUCAGAUUUCUGAUUUGUCAUUUGCUGAUCACUCCCUCUCUGUUCCGUUUGUUGUAUAGAAGCUGUCUAUUGUAAUUUGUUUCUUCUUUUUCUGUUGUUUGCUCAUAUUCACCCCUUCUUUGUUCCCCAUAUUUGUCUCUGCUCUUGGUUCUCUCAUUUUUUGGUUCUGGGGGCUUUUGUCAGUCUCCCCUUUUGGAGCUUUGACAGAGUGCCAUGAUUUAAGAAGGACAUUGAUUUGCUUGAGAGUAUAUAGAAUAGGGAAAGGAGGGAGGAUGAUGAAGGAUAAUGAGUGCAUGUCAUAUAUGGAUCUGGUGAAAAAACUGGACCUAAGUCUGGGCACACAUUCAAAGAGUCUUCAAGUUUUUUGAAGGGCCAUCAUGUGGAUCUUGCACUACAUGUAGUCCAACUAAGUGCUGAAUGCAACACCAGUUGUAAUUUGUAGUUAAGAAACCAAAUUUAGUCUUUUAAAAUGCAUUUGCAUUUAUUUCUUAAAACAUUGAUUUCUUUUUAAGUUUUGAGUUUUAAUUUCUCCCUCCCUCCUACUUUCAUCACCACCAAUUGAGAAGACAAGCAAUAUGCUUUGCUUACAUGUGAAAUCAUGCAAAACAAAGUUCCAUAUUAGCCUUGUCAUAAACUUCCUUCUGAUAAAAUUAAAGAAUUUGAGAAAAUUUUACUUCAAUUUGCACCCAGAGUUCAUCAGUUUUCUCUCACCAAUGGUGGAUAGUAUUUUUUCAUCAUGAGACCUUUGUGAUUUUCUUGGAUCAUUGUGUUGAUCAGAGAGAGAAGCAAAGUCUUUCACAGUUGAUUGUCAUUACAUGUUUGUUAUUGUGCACAAUGGUCUCCUGGUUAUUCUCACUUCACUUUGCAUCAGUUCAUAUUGGUCUUGCCAUGUUUUUUUUUUCCUUUCCUCAAAACCACCUCCUGACUAUUUCUUAAAACACACCAGUACUCCAUCAUAAUCUAAUGCCCCAUUUGUUCAGCCAUUCCCCAACUGAUGAACAUCUCCUUAAUGUCCAGUUCUUUGAUAGUACAGAAAGAGUUCAUAUAACUAUUUUUGCACUUAUUGGUACAAAUUUCUUUUCUCUUUGAUCUCUUUGGUGUAAGACUUAAUACAGGCAUUGCUGGAUUGAAGAGUAUACUUUUUGGGCUUUUUUCUUUUUAUAAGCACUUUGGGCUUAGUUCCAAAUUGUUCUCCAGAGUGGUUGGACCAGUUCAUAAUUCCACCACAAGUUUAUUAGGAUAUUUAUUUUCCUUUAUUCUCUCCUGCAUUUUUCAUUUCUGAUGAUUAUAAGUCUCAGAGUUGUUUUAAUUUGCACUUUUUAAAUGAAUAGUGAUUUGGUGCAUUUAUUCAUAUGAAUAUAGAUAUCUUUAGUUUUUUUUUUCUUUCUGAGAACCACUUUUUCAUGUCUUUUUACCAUUUAACAACUGUGGAAUGGCUCUUAUUUUUCUAAAUUUUGUCCAGUUCACUAUAAAAUUGAGAAAUUAGGACUUUAUCAGAGAAACUUGCUGUAAAAAAUUUCGAUAUUGUUUAAUUGUCUAUCAUGCAUUUUAACAAAAUGUAUUUUCCCAGAUUAUCUCUUUAAUGAGGUCUCUUUUUGCUCUUGCUUUGUCUGAAAUCAUGAUUGCCACCCCUGCCUUUUUUUACUUCAGUUGUAGGAGGAGACACUAUCAAGCCCAAUGUGGAGAAUAGCAAGGAGUAUUUCUCUAAGAACAGCCAUGUCUACACCAAGGGAUAAUGCUAUUGACCCACAUCAUGAAGACCCUGGAAUAAGAGACCUGGAGAAGAUGUUGCAAGAAGUGGGCCUGAAUCCCCAGUACUGGGUAUCUAAGCUGCAAGAAAACUUGGAUGUGACCUCUGUCCAAGCCUUACAACACCUAGAACAGAGGGAAGUUCUGACACUGAAAUCCCAGGCCAAACAUCCAUGGGAGAAACGGGCAAUAGAAAGACUUCUUCAGCUGUCUAGAAACCAGGGAUCUGAGGAGAUGCAAGAGAAGUCCUGGGUGGCAGUGCAGGAGAGACAAAAGAGGGCUCAGUCAGCCUUGAUAGAACUGAAGGAGAUGCAGGUGGAAGGUAAAAGUCGCCAGGAAGAGAUUGUGAGGAUGAAAGAAGAAGAGCUGAGGCAGGUCAUGGAGAUCCCACCAGAGUACUGGCCACUUACUAAGAAACCCCUAACAGAGGUUAUAGAAAAUAUGAAGGAACACCUCAGUGUCAUGGAAGGCACUCUCUCCAAUAGGGAGAAUCUUCCUGACAGGGAGCUCCUGAAACGAGUUUCAGGUGGCCUAGCCCUGCAGGGAAUUUACCAAACUGGACAGCCUGCGGAUCUUUUGGAGAGAAGAGAAGAACUGCUCAGCCUCCCAGAGAACAUCUUUCUGCUCAGCCCAGAACAGGGGACACGGAUGGAAACCAAAGAAUUUUCGUCUUCUCAUGAGGAGUCUAUGUUUACCCAAAGCAUGGAGAGAUUAGGCUUUACUGUUAGCUUCUUGGCUAAGGGUGGAGGAUGGGGAUGGAGCCUGGAGUCCAGCACCAAUAAUACCAAAUCUUCUGACUCCAGAGAACUGCAUAAGGAACAUUCUGAGAACACUUACAGCUGCACCACCAGGUUCAGCUACAUCCCUCUGGCUUGCUGCCACUUUUCACAAGAUCAGCUCUGUCUUAGCAGGUCAGCUGUGCAAAAGUUAAAACAGUUAGAGAAACUUCUGAUCCACUCCAAUGGUUCAGAAACUCAAGGACUGAGGCAUAGGUGUGAGGCAUUUUUCCAAAGAUUUGGCUCUCAUGUGAACCAGGGUCCAUUACAUUUGGGAGGAAUAUUCUGGUGGAAAGCUAUAACAGAAGGCUUCAGGUCAGAGGAGCUUCAUGAUGUAAAGCAACAAGCCUCCAAGGCACUCGAUAUAUAUAUUGGAGGCAGCUACUCUGGUUUUGGGGUGACAGUUGGAGCCGGAAUAAAUAUAUCAGACUCUCAAUCUCAAAUGGCUUCUUACAAUACAAAUUCCACUAAUUUGCAAGGAAGAUUCCAAUUGUCUGUUUUCCAAACAGGAGGCCCCCCAGAGGUGGAUUCUCUCCCACAAUGGAAAGCUGGUCUUGUGGCCAGCAAUUGUACCUGGUGUGUCAUUGACCGAGGUUAUCAGUUAGUGCCUGUCUGGGACAUAAUUCUGUCUAAUCAUAGACAGGAUUUUCAGGAUCCCCUUCAACUAACUCACUGCCUCACAGACACUUACACAGCAUUGACUGGCAAACAUGCAAGAACCCAGGUUGGAGAGGAAUUUCUGAGUGCAAUCGAUGAUGCCAUGUCUUUUUUAGAAGAAGUAAAAUCUUGGGAAACUACUGAGCCUCAGGAGAAGUUGAUGAAACUGAUGGAUUUCAUGCAAAAUCUGAGUGAGAAGACCAGGAACUAUGACCCUUGGAUUAACAUCUGUCUCAAAAACCCAUCUCUGCAGCAGUUCUUGGUAGACAUUUAUAACUUUUACAAAGAUUUCCCAAUUCAUGAAGUCAAAUUCAUUCAAUCUCAGCUGCGUAGCCUUCUGUAUCCUCAUGUCUAUCAAGUGAAAGACUUCUCACAGAGUCACUCAAUCAUGCAAUGGAUUUUCCAUUCAGCAAAGCAGCAACAACAUAUACAGGUUACAGAAUUUGAUGAUUUCAUUCAACUCUUAGAAAAGGAAAAGAAUAACCUUCUUGAUGUAAAUCCUAACUUAGAGUUCUUGGGACAGAUGGAAGAAGCUCGAAGAAAGGCCACUUAUAAGAUCAGUUCAUUUCUCAGCUCCUUUCUGAAGACCUUGAAACAGUCAGGAGAGUCAGGCACAUACCUCCUGUUACUUUCCAUUGCAGUUGGUGCAGGGUACAAGGAGAAAAAUCAAACCUUUCAUUAUCUCCUAGGAUGUGAAGAAUUAAAUUUCCUGUUAUGUGAAAUGAAAGAAGCCCAUGAAAAAUACCUGAACCUUAAUAAGAAUUGUGGCUCUAUGGCUCAGGCAUUCCUUCUGUUCACAGGACUCACAGUUACCCCUGGUCCUAUUUCUGUGUCUUCAGAAGAAAAGAAGCAACGUUUGGAGCUCAUGCAAUCUCUCACGGGACUGUCAUGGUCCAAAGAAGUGCUUCAUGUACUCUCAAAACCCAGGGCAGGUCAUGAUUGGGAAACUCUGGAGAAAGAUUUGAAUUUGCUCAUCAGUGGAGAAUAUGAAGCUAUAUUGAACGGUGUACAGAUGGACCAGGUGAAAAAAGAACUGGAAAGUAUCUCUCAGAGAAAGAAAAAGUUAUGUGAACCAGAACCAGUUACCAUCAAACAGCAUGAAGUGAUAAAUUCCACCUUUUUAGAGCUAGCCAAGAGGCUUGAUCUGGAGCCUUACUAUCCAAGGAAGAUGAGUCAGGCAGAUUUCCAUCUGAUUUGCAAGACUUCUGUGCAUGACACUCAGCCAGACAAAGAGAAUCAGUUACCAUUUUAUUUCCUACAGAAGCUAUUGGUCCUGGAUUACAGACUUAGAUACUUGGUCUGCAAAAUAGAGGGAGACACAAUGACUGGUCAGACUGUGACUCUCAAAAACCUUGAUGAUGACACUUCAGAUCCUUAUGAUGAUUUUUUUAAUGAUAGUGCCACGUCCUCUGACCUCUUGACCACAAGCCAGCCCCACAUUCACCCAAUGGACAUCCAGAUGAUGAUUUUUCAUUGUGCAGAUGACUUCAUGAGGCAAUACAUUUCAAACAAACUUUCCAUCUGCCAAUUUGCCCUCCCUCUUGUGGUGCCCAAUCCCUUUAAUUCUGUAAUAGAAUUCCCCCUUUGGUCUUUCAGCCAAAUCAAGAGAAACUGGAGACAGACAGAGAAAUCAGAAGAAGACAAAGUCAUUAAUUUUCAUAACCAAUCUAUCUUCCAAGUACCUAUCCCCAUCGUGUCUUUCAUAAGAGUUGUGAAUUCUGCUACUUCUUCCAAAUCUCAGAUCUUGAACUCUCUGCUGAGUAAGCACAAACAUGAUACUUUUUUCCACCGUCACUGCCGAGGAAGCAGCAAGUUCUGCCUCUUGAUGGGAGGUGUGGUAGAAAUCUCCUGGUUUUUCCCAGGGGGAAGAGGUGAGGACAGAUUUGAAAGCUGUGUUGCUUUCACCAAUCUCCAUGGAGAUGCCAAAGACUAUGAGACACAGCUUAGGUUUCUGCAGGAAAUUGCUUCAGUCACAGUGGUCCUUGUGUCUGCUUCUGAUAAAAGUGAGAGGACCACAAAAAUGGUCCGGGAUCUGUGGAAGUCAUCCAAACCUUUGGUUUAUUUGUUUGAUGACAAAGAUAAGACUACAAGCAAUGAUUCUGGCCUGAAAGUGAGAAUUGGGAUCAUGAAUAGAAAUGAGGCAGAAUUAAUAGAUCAACUCACAAGGGUCAUCAAUCGCCUGCUGAAGUCUUCAGGUCCCUUUCUCAGUCUGGAAGACUGUGCAGAUGUGGCUCGCCGGUAUGGCUUUCUUGUAGACCUGGAUAGAGAGGAGUGUCAGGAGGCCAAGGGAAGGGCAGAAACUUUGAUGGCCCUCAUGAAAGAGAUGAAAUUGUCUGAAAUGAAGGAGAAAUUAUUACCUCUUCAAGGAGAACUUUGGCACCAGUGGUGUAAGAAGGAUAAGGAGCUUUGUCACCUGCGAGAGAAAGGGAACCGUAGCCUUGAACAGCACAAGAGUGAGAUUGAGACAGAAAAGCAAAUAAUAAGACAAACACAGCUAAAGAGGGCAUUUCCUCUCAAUGACUUAAUGCGAGCGGUGUUGGAAGUGCUCCAAUCUCACUCUGAGAGAGACAACAAAACUCAGUUGUACUUUCUGCAGUGGCUGGGUAUAUUUAUGGACAUCUUGACCAAAAGUAAACCAGAAAUGCUGAGGCACAAGCCUUUGUGGUCACAGCCACUGGCAGAAAACCAAAAAGGAUCCAAGGAUGUCUCCUUAAAAUGCCACAAAAUGGAACUUGAAACUGUGUCCUUAUUUGGCAUCGAACACAUCCUCAGAGAAGUUGGCCAGAUCUAUGAAGCUUUGGAAGAAGUUUCAUCCCAAAGGCAUACUGUGUUCUUCUCUCUUCCUCAGAUUGCUGCCGACCUGAUGGUCUCUGGAUAUCCCCUUGAGCUGAUGGAUGGGGAUGCUUCCUAUGUACCCCUGAAGUGGGUGUCAGCGGUUUUUGACAGAUUAAUUGAGAAAAUUGGAGACAAAAAGCUUUUUGUUCUCUCUGUUCUUGGUCUCCAAAGCACAGGGAAGUCCACUUUGCUGAAUGCAAUGUUUGGCCUUCAGUUCAAUGUCAAUGCAGGGCGAUGCACACAAGGAGCCUACAUGCAGUUGGUGAAGGUGGAUGAAACCCUGCAGGAAGAGAUGGGCUUUGACUUUGUCCUUGUGGUUGACACAGAAGGACUCAGGGCCCCAGAACUUAUGAACAAGUCACAGAAUAGGGAUAAUGAGCUGGCAACCUUCGUCAUUGGACUUGGAAAUCUGACUUUGAUCAAUAUUUUUGGAGAGAAUCCUUCAGAAAUGCAAGAUGUUUUGCAAAUUGCUGUGCAGGCCUUUCUGAGAAUGAAACAAGUAAACAUUUCUCCAAGCUGUCUCUUUGUCCAUCAAAAUGUGGGGGAAAUACUUGCCAAAGAUCAGAACAUGGAAGGGAGAAGAAGACUGCAGGAGAGACUGGAUGAAAUGGCAGUCACUGCUGCAGAACACGAACAAUGCACAGAUAUUACUUGCUUCAGUGAUGUCAUUCGGUUUGAUGUAAACACCCAGGUCCACUAUUUUGCUCAUCUAUGGGAAGGGGAUCCUCCAAUGGCUGCUCCCAACCCCACUUAUAGUCAUAACAUCCAAGAUCUUAAAAAAGGAGUUCUCUUGGCUGCCAAAGAAGAAUCCAAGGGCAGCAUCCUGAAGAUAUCUGAGGUAAAAGUUCGGAUCCAGGAUUUGUGGAAAGCUUUGGUGAAUGAAAACUUCAUCUUUAGCUUUAAGAAUACCAGGGAAAUCAUGGCCAUAAGCAAACUUGAGACAAUGUAUAACAACUGGUCUUGGCAGCUAAGAAGUCAUUUAUUAGCGUUGGAAAACCAGUUGAUCAAUCAGAUUCAAAAUGGAGAGAUCCAGGAUCUCACAAGAAGUUCUAUUGAGGCAAAUGUUGCAGAAAAAUAUGAAGCAAUCAGGCAAGAACUUCAAAGAUAUUUUGAUGAAGACCAAGACAAUGAAAUCCUGAUUCAGUGGAAGGGAAAUUUUGAGAAUAAAUUUAGAAAUCUUAAGGAGGCACUUGUUUCAGAAAUUACCAGAAAGUCCAUUGAUUUUACUUGUUUGAGGAAAAGUCAAGAUAAAUUGGAUAAAAUGAAAUCAGAGUAUGAAAAACAGCUGUUGUUGAGAAGUAGAGAUAUGGCUUUAUUAGUAAUGGGUAAAGAGUUAGAUGAGGAUGAAUUGAGAGAAAAAUUCAAUCAACUUUGGACAAUGUGGGUCUGUGAAGUUUCCUCAAGUACCUCUGAAAAUCUCAAUAUUGAUGUGGAUUUGGAGAAUGUCUUUCUAGACCAUUUUAAACAGGAACACAAUGUCAGAGACAGACUUCAAGCUUUUUCCAGAAGAAAAAUAUUUUCCAUUGAUUAUGAAAAACAUGUCAAAAUGAAGAAAAAAUAUCAUUCCUGUCACACACCUUCCAUAGCAGAAAGUGAUAAGGUGAUCAUAGAGCAAACUACCCAAGACAUCAUGUCCCUGGUCAACAAAACUAUUAAAUGUAAUUCAAAAAUGGGAAGGGAUUAUAACAAAAGUUAUUUCCAUGAAAUACUGCAAUUGAUAGAAAAAGAAACUGAUUCUGCAUCCAAUAAAUCUCGGUACACAUAUACAAGUGAAUAUAAAAUGGAUUUGUCCUUAUAUUUGUGCCAAAGAGCAGCAACUACUUUUUGGGAUAUGCACAAAGCAUUCAAGAGAGCUCAUGAUCCUGUCACAUAUCUAGAAAGCAAGAGAGAGGAUUUCUUCAUGAGCUUUAAGAUUUCCUGCCAGGGCGCAACCUCCAUCACAACAUUUGCUGACUUUCUGGGGAACAAGCUCACUGCUUCCCUUCCAAUAGCCAUCUGGAAAAAGGCAGCCCUUGACCUUGCUGGGGAGAUUAGGGCUAACUGUCCUGCCUUCAAUGGAAACCGAUCCAACCUGGAAAAACAUAUUCUCAUCUCUCUGGCUAAGGAAGAAAAUUUUGUGCAUUAUUGGCAAUAUAUCCAUCAACCAGAAUGGUUUUUCAAAGAUUACAUUAAGAAAGAGAUUGAAGCAUACUGUGGAAAUAGAGGAACUGACAAAUUGAAUGAUGUUUUAAGUUACAAUUUGAACUAUUUUAAGAACAUCAUCUUCUCUGCUAUUCAGGAGUCAACUCUGGCAGCUAAAGAUCAAAACAAUUCUGCUUGUGUGUGGCUGGACACAUUGUGUAAUAAGCUGGGGUGUUAUUUGACCUUUCCAAGAGGUGACUUAAGAAGCAUUGAACACCAGAAGAUAACUGACAUAGAUUUCCUCAGAGAAGCCAUGAAUGAACGCCUGGAUAGUGCAAUCCAAAAGGUAGGAGAGGCAUGUGAGGUUGUAUUUAUAGAGAGAGUUGUGCCCGAGAUUCAAGUUAUACUCUCUGAGCAGCUCAGUGGCUGCUGGAAGCAAUGUCCUUUUUGCAAGGCAAUCUGUACAAAUACAGUCAAAGAUCAUAGUGAGGACCACAGUGUCCCUUUCCAUCGUUCUCACGCUGUCAGUGGCUUUCAUUUUCGAUAUUCCCAUGAGUUUUCGCUUGAUUUCUGUACCAGCUAUGUCGCAAGUGAUGAUUCAUUUUAUCGUUCAUAUUAUGAGCUGGAUAAGACUUUCCCAUUUAAGACUUAUCGUCAGGCAGGUGGUAAAUAUGCCACAUGGAGUAUCACUCCAGACACAUCCGCCCAGCCAUACUGGAAAUGGUUUGUGUGUCGCUUCAGGUCACAAUUAGAAGAACAUUACAAGUUCAGAUUCAAGGGAAGAGGUCAGAUUCCUUAUACAUGGACUAGAAUCACCAAGCAAGAUGUGCUGAAUGAUCUGAAUAAAUAA
This is a messenger RNA of Monodelphis domestica (gray short-tailed opossum), 9926 nucleotides long. Its product is annotated as interferon-induced very large GTPase 1-like. The record is from RefSeq and is a predicted model, not a curated record. Gene Ontology annotation, molecular function: GTP binding. NCBI's taxonomy places the organism in Eukaryota, Metazoa, Chordata, Mammalia, Didelphimorphia, Didelphidae.